AUGUCGAACAGGAAGAUCAGAUUGUCUGUUUUUGCUGUGGCUAUUGUUGUCGGUGUCCUCAUAUUGUUCCAAACUUUCCAUUAUUCUGAUGAUUUCAAAAUGGCCACCGCAUUGUUAGGCGAUGAUACCAAGGAAAAUACCGAAGCGAAUAAUAUCCUAGUGUCCAACACCGUCGUCCAGGGAGCCAACAGUGAAGACAAAUUGCAGGAAGCAAACCUGGUCAUCAAAGUUUCUGGUGAGGAUAAGGAAGGUUCUCGAAAGGAUUUAACGGAAAAACCAGGCGAACAGUUUAACCCAGAAAAAGAGUUCAUGGAAAUUCUUUCAUUUUCUCCAGUGGUUAUUUUCUCAAAGACCUAUUGUCCAUAUUCCCAAAGAUUGAAAUCAUUAUUGAAGAAUGAUUACGAAUUAACCCCCGAACCAAUUAUUGUCGAACUAGAUAAGCACAAGCAUGGUGCUGAAUUACAAACCUAUAUUGGUCAACAAUCGGGCAGACGUACCGUGCCAAACUUGUAUGUCAAGGGGGUGUCUAGAGGUGGUUCAGAUGAUAUCAGGGAAUUACAUGAUAAGGGUGAAUUAUUGGACUUAUUGACCACUUGGGGUAACAAAUCUUUGAAAGUUACUAAGCAUAGCGUUCCUUCAAACUCAUGA
Molecule: messenger RNA, 648 nt
Organism: Saccharomycopsis crataegensis
Lineage: Eukaryota; Fungi; Ascomycota; Saccharomycetes; Ascoideales; Saccharomycopsidaceae
Product: glutaredoxin
Exons: 1
Coding region: 1-648 (215 amino acids)
Biological process (GO): cellular response to oxidative stress
Cellular component (GO): cytoplasm; Golgi lumen; cis-Golgi network
Molecular function (GO): glutathione disulfide oxidoreductase activity
Source: RefSeq, a predicted model, not a curated record